UGUUCGGGCAUCAUUCGCUCCUCAGCUGCUCCGAGGCACGAAGUAAGUUACCGACUCGCUCUCUCACUCUACCCCUCGCAACCAUGUACAAGCUCGUCGCUCUCUUCGCCCUGUUGGCCUGCGCCGCGGCUGCACCAGGCUACCUCGCGGCUCCUGCCGCCCUCCACGCGCCGGUCGUGGCCGCGCCAGUCGCGGUUGCCCACACUGUGCCGGUCGCCACCAGCUACGCCAACACCUACAAGGUCUCCGUGAAGAGCCCGCUGGUCGCCGCCGCCCCGCUCGCCUACGCCACGCCGGUCGUUAAGGCCGCGCCGGUAGUCGCUGCACCGGUCGUCGCUCACGCACCCGCUGUCGUCGCUCACGCCCCGGUCGCCUACGCCGCCCACGCUCCCGUCGUCGCUCUGCACUGAAAGGAACCCGUAGGAAUUCUUCAGCCGUCUCUCACGAUGGCCGACGUGUCGACGACGACGGCGACGGCGUGACGACGGCGUCCUCGUCGCCGGCACGCGGACGCGUGACGAUGGCUCAUCGAAACGACCGGUCUGUCGAACGAUUCAUCCAUCUGCCAGCGAACCGUCGGACACACUAGCCUUGUACCAGCCCAGACUACCCAGACGGUCGAACGACCGAUCGCUACGAUUCAUCAAUAAAACCGCCAUUUCUGCCUUUACGUCAAA
Molecule: messenger RNA, 677 nt
Organism: Odontomachus brunneus
Lineage: Eukaryota; Metazoa; Arthropoda; Insecta; Hymenoptera; Formicidae
Product: cuticle protein 38-like
Exons: 1
Coding region: 84-410 (108 amino acids)
Source: RefSeq, a predicted model, not a curated record